Labrus mixtus (cuckoo wrasse) is the source of this 1283-nucleotide messenger RNA. RefSeq names its product syntaxin binding protein 6 (amisyn), like (gene stxbp6l). The transcript has 6 exons. The coding region runs from base 42 to 911 and encodes 289 amino acids. Lineage: Eukaryota; Metazoa; Chordata; Actinopteri; Labriformes; Labridae. The record is from RefSeq and is a predicted model, not a curated record.
CCUGACCCGUCCAUCCGUCACCUGCAGGUCUGAGGACGACAAUGAACGUACAGUCAGCGAUCAACAAAGACGUGUUCAUCCCUCGGGAUGAGCGGCUGCUGGUGGCGGUGGAGGUGCAGAGGAGGAGGAGGAAGAGGAUGUCCUUCCUUCCUGCUGCAGCUCAGGCAGAAUACAAGACAUUCAUCUGUGUGUCAGUGACGAACACCCGGCCACAUCAGCUCCUCGUCACCAAGGUGAAGCAGUUUGAAGGCUCGUCCUCCUUCACCAGGAGGUCGCAGUGGACGGUGGACCAGCUCCGUCAGGUCAACGGCAUCAACCCCAACAAGGACAGUCCAGAGUUUGACCUGGUCUUUGAUAACACCCAGGACCAAUGGGUGGCCCGCUCCUCUGCAGAGAAGUGUAUCUUUGUUCAGAUCCUGUACCACGCCUGUCAGACGUACUGGGAGGGGAGAGCAGGGAGUCUUGGAAAGGUGGGCCGCCAGGUGAAACCAGGUCAAAGAGCUCUGCAGGAGGUGGGAUCCAGGGACACCCCACCUGGACCUGCAUCCAGAACCAUGCAGGCCCGACGCAAGAGCUAUGUCCCACCUAAACAGACAGAGUUCAUCAACUGCCAGUCCAAACUGACCGGAGACGCCUGCACCAUGAACCUGCUCAUCUUCCGCUGCAGAGCCUUCCUGAACCGCAUCAAGAACAGGAUGGUAGCAAACCAGAGUCGCUCAGCAGCUGGAGGUGCAACGAGGCCGCGUGUGUCAGGUGGCACUAUGGGUAAUGUAGUUCAGAGGAUGAAUGUGGCUCUGGGGGAGAGAGGAGACAGGCUGAGUCGAGCUGAAGAUAAGACUGUGGAUCUGAUGCACCGAGCUCAGCAGUUUGCAGACACGGCGCACAAGCUCGCUCUCAAGUAUUCAAAGUAAAGACGAGUCCUUCAGGAUCCAGUAACGUGGACUCUGUCAGGUCUGAUCUAGUCGGGACCUGCAGACUGACUUGUCAUGACGCCUGAAGAAACAGAAGACGACUGUUACACUAAGCCCUCUAACCCUCCUUUAUCCUGACACGUCAGCUGAUCAACAGUUACCACUACUCUGUCUGAAUAAUAUCUGUGUUUCCAUGAAUCUCCUUUAUAAUCCUGUAUUUAUAAAUGAGAGGCCCAACCUUCAUCAUGAUGUCAUCAUGUAGAGAGAAAGAAAGCUGGACGUCUUUCUGUAACAUCUUUUAACACUGACUGAAACUCAGCUAUUUGUGUUGAUCAGUAUUUAUGUCUCUAACCUGAGAUCAGUGUGUGUGUG